AGGGGGCGUGUGCUUGUAGCAGCUCCACUGCAGUGCAGUACCGUAAUAAAGAAGCAGCAGGCUAGCCGGCAUGUCUUUAGAGAGGAUACCGAGUAGUGAGAGCCUAGAGCUGGACAACAUUCCCCUGGAGAUGACCUCACGGAGCUCGAGUGAAUCAUGUGGUAGCCCUCCCCCCUCUGCCAGGAGCGUGGGGGGUCAUGUGGCCUUCACGGGGGGUCCUGAUCGACUGGGUCUCCACUGUCUCUCCUCUGAGGGGAAUGGAUCACAGUAUGUGAAUAAGGACAGCCUUGCACAUGACCUGGGGUUCCUGGCCACCAUGCCUGAGCUGUGUGAUGUGACCUUCCUAGUGGGUACUGACCAGGCACCAGUGUGUGCAGUCAAGGCAAUUCUGGCUGCUAGAUCUUGGGUUUUCCGGAAGAUGCUGUACUCUGAACCCAAUGGAGGCCAAAAGAAGAAGAAGAAAACGGUCAAAUCAUCGGAUGGUUAUAUAGAAAAGUACGAUUUCAAAGGUCAUCCUACAGUGAUUGUCAAGGACUUUGAACCCGAGGUAUUUAAGCAGUUGGUGACGUACACGCACACUGGGGGUGUGGUCUUACAAGCCCGUACACUACUAGGAUUGAUGAAUGCAGCGGAUCAUUAUGGUCUCGAGGAUCUGAAGCAAGCCUGCAUACGCUUUAUGGAGCAAUGCAUCACCGUGGAUACCGUCUGCUCCCUAUUGACAUCCGCAGAGAAAUAUAUUCAGUAUAAGUCCACCAAGAUACUUGUCCAGAAGAUGCUCGAGUUUGUCGAUGUGAAUGCUGAGAGUAUAUUAGCCUUGGGGGCGUUCUCAACCCUGCCACAGCAUGUUGUAAGGAUAGUCCUGAGCAGAGAAGAACUUCAAGCUGUUGAAACUAAGAAGUUUGAAGCUGCUUAUCGGUGGUGUCUGCAUCACACUGAUGCCAACUCUGACGUGGAAAUGAAGACGGCCUUUGAACCUUUUGUCGAUGUUAUAAACUUUAGAAUGAUCCCAGCCACUAGCCUUAUGAAGAACGUGAAGCCAGCCGGUAUAGUGGACGAUGCUAUCAUCCUCACAGCACUGGCCUUUCAAGCAGAUCCUAAAUCAGUGGAUCACAUCCGCCCACACUCUUCAGCCUCAGGGGGGCGUAACUUCAGACGUGUUCAAUCAUCAGGAAACCCCCUCAACAACAUGGACUCUAGCGAGCUAGUUCGUACCAAGAGAGGUGGAUCUGUACCCCCCACAGGGGGCGCUCUACAGUUACGUGGUGACAGCCAUCCAAUGAGAUUACUGACAACACGCGAUCGUAUUGGAUCUCAGAGCUCUUCCCAACUAUCCACCCCGCCAAUUAGUCCAUGUAUCGGUAGUUUCCAUGGCAGCAGUACGCUCUCAUCAGAGUCAAGCUUUGAUGAUUAUUCCACUGGAGUUAGUCUAUCCCAGCCAGUGUCCUUUGAACCCACCAGAACUACACAGCUUGGCUACAAUCAACGUGUGCUAGACACUGUAGUCACCAUGAGCAGCACAAACGCUGUAGAAGUAUGAUCAUGUGUGUGUGUGUGUGUGUGUGUAUCUGUUCAGUAUAUUCUUCCUAACCCACCACCUUGUGUUCACUACCAUGCUGUCCAUGCUGUAUUUUAUUAUUAUAUGUUUUGUGGCAAUUUCCUAUACAACACUUACUUGUUCAACAGAUAUUAUUUGUUCAAAGAAUUAUAAGUUUUCAAAACAA
Molecule: messenger RNA, 1721 nt
Organism: Halichondria panicea
Lineage: Eukaryota; Metazoa; Porifera; Demospongiae; Suberitida; Halichondriidae
Product: serine-enriched protein-like
Exons: 3
Coding region: 71-1537 (488 amino acids)
Molecular function (GO): protein binding
Source: RefSeq, a predicted model, not a curated record